Messenger RNA from Candidula unifasciata, 1509 nucleotides. Lineage: Eukaryota; Metazoa; Mollusca; Gastropoda; Stylommatophora; Geomitridae. The record is from the annotation of a GenBank genome assembly.
AUGCAAGAACAGAUUCCCUGGUCCACCUGUGGGAACGAAUGGAAUACUUGUUACUGUAGAACUUCCGACAUGAACACCACUUUGGAUGACCCUCUUUUAUGGUUUAAUUCCACCGGACUGAACUGCAGUGGCAUUGCUUUUAACGGAACAAAAGUUUUUAGUUCAAGCGAGGAGUAUUAUAACAAUUACGUCUUGGAGAAAACGGCCUCAAUAGCUGAACCAGGGAAAAUCAAGUGGGAUUUGACCUUGUGCAAUCUGUUGGCAUGGGUGAUCAUCGGUAUCUGCCUCAUUAAAGGUGUUAAAAGCAUGGGAAAGGCUGUAUAUUUCUUCGCCCUGUUUCCGUAUGUGGUAAUGACUAUCUUGUUGAUCAGAGGGGCGACGCUACCUGGAGCAAUCAAAGGGAUUGACUUCUAUAUCACACCCGACACCAGUAAACUGAAGGACUCCAAGGUGUGGAAAGAGGCGGCCUCGCAGAUUUUCUUCUCUCUGAGUUGUUGUACCGGAAGUCUGACCUACGGUAUCAUCAUUCCAGUGAUCAACUGCCUGACAAGUUUCUAUGUGGGCUUUGCCAUUUUCUCCGUCCUUGGGUUUAUGUCCCAAAAUACGGGUAUCGACGUUAAAGAUGUCGCAACCGAUGGCACCGGGCUUGUGUUUGUGGCGUUUCCAGAAGCUCUGUCGCAUAUGCCAGUGCCCCAGUUGUGGUCCGUACUGUUCUUUUUGAUGAUGAUAUGCUUAGGAAUGGGAACCCAGUUCCCCAGCGUGGAGACGGUACUCACGGCGCUGCAGGAUGAGUUUGAGGUGUUUAGAGGCAAGAAGUCCGCCUUUGCCUUCCGCGUUGGUGUUUGUAUACUUGGGUUCGUCCUGGGCUUACCCCAAACCACACAGGGAGGUAGUUACUUAAUGGAUCUCUGCAACAUUUUUGUGGGUUUUCCCCUUCUUCUGGUCGGGCUGCUGGAGUUCGUGUCCAUUGUUUGGAUUUACGGUGUUAAACGGUUUUCAGAAGAUAUUUUGCUAAUGAUGGGUGACUCGUACCCGAGGCGUGUCAUCUUCUAUUGUUACUACCUCUGGAACUGGGUUGUUGUAGCUCCACUAAUGAUUUUGGCCAUCAUUAUCUUUGAAUGCGUUGAUUAUACGCCAAUAACCAGCGACGAGUAUCCAGAAUGGGCGGAAGCUCUUGGGUGGAUUCUGGUGGCAUUCGUUAUGAUAUGGACGCCUGUGUGGUACGUGACUGCCUUCCUGGUCGCAUGGGCUAAACAAGGCUUUAAGGACGGAUUGAGGCUGCUUGCACGCUUGAAUCAACCAACACUAAAAUGGGGCCCGAAAGAGCCGGAGAAUAGGACCCUUGAACGUUACAGGCUGUAUCUGACCAAUGGCAGUGACAAACAAACCCCCUCACUUAAGAAGCCUCCGCCACAAAGCCCCGACAACUCUCAUUUGUCAGGACAACAAAAUACUAAUGCUCAUUUUGCAUUUACCUCAGAUGGACCAAAGAUUGUCACAAAACUGUAG